UAAGUUGUCAUAAACUUGCAAUACCUAACCAAAUUUACAUUGCCUCCACACGAAACAGCUAAGGAUGUGCGAAGUGGUCCUCCCGUGCGAAUACAAUCCGAAGGAAUGCCCGAGUCCUUUGCCGGAGAAAAGCCGUUUGUUCACGAAACUGCUCCUUUAUUGCUGGCAACGGGAGUACGACAAACGACCCUACCAGCAAUUCCAGUUCAAGCGACUGGAAUUCGAGGAGCGGAUCGGCCGGAAGUACCACUGCGUCCGCGACUUCCGGGUCAUAGUCAACUAUCUCCUGCGGCGCCACCAGCUGGCCGUGAAGUUUUCGGGUGUAAACGUUAGCAACUGGGAUGCGGGCCUGCUAAAGGACUUUGCCCGCUCCCUGAUCCCCGUGUGGUACAUCGAGUUGAAUAUGAUGCGAUUGCCCCACGAGUUUUUUGUUAUGCUCCGAUUGAAUGCGAAAAAGAUGGACGUCAGCCAGCUGAACCUUGAAGGCACUCCCCUCACCAACGAAGACGUGCGGAUCCUACGAGAGUUCUUGCUGGUCAGCCCUACGUUGCGCUUGCUCAAUGUGUCCAGAUGCAGCCUGACCCAGUACAACUUUGCCAUGAUCGCGGACGGAGUCCACAAGUCGCCGGGACUGCGUUGCCUGUGUGCCGACCGGCUGCUGGGACUGAGUCUCAGCCUGGACACGGAGAAGAUCACAUCAGUGCUGAGUUCGCUGCUGAUGCAGAACAGACUCUGGAGCCUGUCGUUGCAGCACUGCGAACUGACCGCCCAGGACAUGCUUCCCAUUGCCGAGUACUUGGGACUGCCCACAUCGAAUUUCCGGCGCCUGCGAAUCGGCAACAAUAAAAUCGGCCCAGAUGGAGCCAUGUUCCUGCUGCGAGGAAUCGCCAUUGGGAAGCGUCUGGAAGUGCUGGACAUUAGCUGCAACUCAAUUGGCACACAUGGUGGUGAGUGGGUGUCCAUGUACCUCUCUUCGUGCUUGAAGCUGAACCAUCUGCACUUGAAGUACAACGACAUUCAGCCGGAGGCGAUAAAUAAUAUUUUACUGACCCUGAAGAAAUGUUGCUGGCUGCAGCGCCUGGAAUUGUAUGGUAACCACUUCGACUCGCGUUCCGCGGUGAUUUUGCGCCGUCUUCUGGAUGCCCAGGUAAUGCUCCACCAAGAGGUGGACAUCAGUUACACCUACGACGAGUCCUUGCAGGACUACAGGGUAGUUCCCUGGAGAUAGACAGCUGCUAAGAGUUUGUUUGAUUGUUCUGCAUAACAAUGCAUUGGAACAUACAAUAAAUUGAAAAUCUGUA
Messenger RNA from Drosophila elegans, 1301 nucleotides. Its product is annotated as leucine-rich repeat-containing protein 34. The transcript has 2 exons. The coding region runs from base 65 to 1228 and encodes 387 amino acids. Gene Ontology annotation, molecular function: protein binding. The record is from RefSeq and is a predicted model, not a curated record. NCBI's taxonomy places the organism in Eukaryota, Metazoa, Arthropoda, Insecta, Diptera, Drosophilidae.